Patella vulgata (common limpet) is the source of this 2428-nucleotide messenger RNA. RefSeq names its product long-chain specific acyl-CoA dehydrogenase, mitochondrial. Gene Ontology annotation, cellular component: mitochondrion. Bases 52 to 1350 code for a protein of 432 amino acids. The record is from RefSeq and is a predicted model, not a curated record. NCBI's taxonomy places the organism in Eukaryota, Metazoa, Mollusca, Gastropoda, Patellidae. Gene Ontology annotation, molecular function: flavin adenine dinucleotide binding; long-chain fatty acyl-CoA dehydrogenase activity. The transcript is spliced from 9 exons. Gene Ontology annotation, biological process: long-chain fatty acid catabolic process; fatty acid beta-oxidation using acyl-CoA dehydrogenase; carnitine metabolic process, CoA-linked.
AGUCUACCAGCUUAUCCAACGAACUCAAUCAGAACUUUGUACCCGACCAGAAUGGCUGCUGUUGUGAGGAGAAAGUUGUUUCAAUGCAGUGCUGUUUCUAAGUUAUGUCUGUCCAGGCAGCUUUCAGUUACAUCAACAUUAUUAUCGAAGGAAAAUGCAAGAAAAGAAAUCGGUGAAUCAUCUAAUUUGAUGGAUAUUGGUAAUAGAGGAAUAUUUUCAGAAGAACAUGACAUGUUUAGAACAAGUGUUAGAAGAUUCAUGCAAGAUGAAGUAGCUCCAAACCAUGAUCAAUGGGAAAAAGAUGGAAAUGUUAGUCGUGAGGUGUGGUUAAAAGCUGGAGAAAAUGGUUUAUUGGGAGUUAAUACAGCAGCUGAACUAGGUGGAAUAGGUGGGGAUUUCCUGUCAACAGAUAUUACUUGGGAAGAACAAAUGUAUGUAAACUGUACAGGUCCAGGGUUUACCCUACAUUCUGAUAUUGUCAUGCCAUAUAUCACACACUAUGGAACCAAGGAGCAGAUAGAGAAAUUCAUUCCUAAAAUGGUAUCGGGGGAAUGGAUUGGGGCUAUAGCCAUGACAGAGCCUGGGGCUGGAAGUGAUCUACAGGGAAUAAGAACCAAUGCAAAAAAAGAUGGUGAUGAUUAUAUAUUAAAUGGUAGUAAAGUCUUUAUUACCAAUGGUUAUAUGUCAGAUGUGUGUAUUGUUGUAGCCAUUACUAACACAUCAGCCAAAUCUGUAGCACAUGGUAUUAGUUUAUUUCUGGUAGAAGCUACAAUGCCAGGAUUUAUCAAAGGCAAAAAAUUAAAAAAGAUUGGAUUAAAAGCUCAGGAUACUGCAGAACUUUUUUUCGAAGAUGUUCGUCUUCCAAAAAGUGCUCUAUUAGGUGAAGAAAAUAAAGGUUUCUAUUACUUAAUGAAUGAACUUCCCCAAGAAAGAUUGCUGAUAGCAGCCAUGGGACAAGCUAACUGUGAAUGGAUGUUUGAAGAAACUAGAAACUAUGUGAAGAAUAGAAAAGCAUUUGGCAAAACGUUGUCCAAUUUACAGACUAUACAGCAUAAAUUAGCUGAACUUAAAACACAGGUGUGUGUUGGAAGAGCUUUUGUGGACCAGUGUUUAAAAACUCAUAAUGAAAGAGGUCUUGAUUCAUCUACAGCCAGUAUGGCUAAAUAUUGGAUAACUGACUUGCAGAACAAAGUAGCUACUGAAUGUUUACAGUUACAUGGUGGUUGGGGUUAUAUGUUAGAAUAUCCAAUUGCUAGAGCUUUCCUAGAUGCUCGGGUUCAACCUAUAUAUGGUGGAAGUAAUGAAAUCAUGAAAGAAUUGAUAGCUAGACAGAUUAUUUCUGAUAAAUAAAUUGAUCUUAAAGAUAUAAUAUGAUUGAUAAAUAAUUGUAACAGUUUACACCAUUAACACAAUGACAAUGCAAAUUUGCAAAAUGACAAAAUCUUGAAAAUAAAUAGUUUUAAACAACAAUCCUGUUAAACAUGCAUUAUGCAAGAGCUAAAUCUGCCUAUUGCAGGUCUUUCUUUAGGCCUUAAAUAUUAUCUAAAUUAUAAAUUAGACAUUAUUUAACUUAUCAAGACCAUAAUCAACUCUCAAUGCCAUCGUUAGCCUGCUAUAUUUAGUGGAUUUGAAUACAUUUUGUGAUGGAUGAAAAAAACGUAAAAAUGGAUAAUCGAAACUUUGUUUAUUAUCGUACCAAUGUCCAACGGUAGUAAUGACGAUUGAGGCUAGCCAUAUAUUGAAUCGCUAAUAUCUCGGUUCAGAGUGAAGCAAUUUGAAAUUUUCAGCAUAUUCUGUUUUCAUUAUCUAUUUUUUAACUAUCAUAGUGAGAACUGUCAGCUCUUUAUCUAAUCUUACAUAAUGCCCCUUUAAUAAUUUUCAAAGCAGAUCUCUGCCCAUUUUUUUCAUUCUGUUAUCUUUUUAAAUUGAUCCACAUGUCAGUAAAUUCUAAACAUGACCAUCAUAGUGAGGCAUCUACAUUAAAAUAGAAACCCUUUUUGUUAUUACAAAAACCUGUUUUGGGAAUGAUCUUGUACAAGAUAGCAAAUUAUAUUGUAUAAGGCAUGAUUCUGUGAUAGUAUUAGAUCAAAAAGUUUCUGGAGUUGUAAUAGUUUGUUACAUGCAAUUUGUUGUAAUUGUAGGGCUGAACCUCUAUUGAAUUUUAAAUAUCUGUAUUCAUAUUCUCUGAUUUAUAGUAAUAAGUGAUUAAUGUACUGCCGGUACCAUAAAUGAAAAUCCUAUUGUAUACGGGUACAUUUGUGUCUGGCAACAGUGAUACAUCCUCAUGAAAUUUGAAAUCUUCAUAUUGUUGUAUACUUAUUAUGACAGUUUCUUAUUUUUGAUUGAAUUUGAAAUUUUUGAAGAUGUAAAUUUGUAUAAAUCUAAUUCUGUUAUUUAUAUAUUUGUUGAAUAAAUAAUAUGAAUCCAA